AUGCCCUGGGAGCUGGGGAAGGACGGGCUGGGCAGGAAGGGACGUCCCCCACUGGGAGAGAUGCCCUGCAUCCAGGCGCAGUACGGCACCGCGGGCGCCGGCCCCUGCGAGCGCUGCCCGGCCGAGCUGCUCAGCCCCGAGGGCGGCCGGUUCCCCAUGGAAGUGGCAGGAGCCGACCUGGCGGCCGCCCCCGCCCUGCCCAGCUUCAGCACCUUCAUGGAGGGCUACGCCGGAGAGUUCGACGCCUUCCUCUACCAGCUGCCGGCCAGCGGCCAGUCCAGCACCGCCACCGCCUUCAAGCUGGAGGACUUCCAGGCCAUGCUGGCCGUGCUCCACACCGUCCUGCUGCACCGCAGCACCGGCAAGUUCCACUACAAGAAGGAGGGCACCUACUCCAUCGGCACCGUGGGCACCCAGGACGUGGACUGCGACUUCAUCGACUUCGCCUACGUGCGAGUCUCCUCCGAGGAGCUGGACCGGGCCCUGCGCAAGGCCGUGGGGGAGUUCAAGGACGCUCUGCGCGGCUCCGGCAGCGACGGGAUGGGGCAGAUCUCCCUGGAGUUCUACCAGAAGAAGAAGUCGCGGUGGCCCUUCUCGGACGAGUGCAUCCCCUGGGAGCUCUGGACCAUCAAGGUGAACGUGGUGAACCUGGCCAACGAGCAGGAGCGGCAGAUCUGCCGCGAGAAGGUGGGCGAGAAGCUCUGCGAGAAGAUCAUCAACAUCGUGGAGGUGAUGAACCGCCACGAGUACCUGCCCAAGAUGCCCACCCAGUCCGAGGUGGACAACGUCUUCGACACCAGCCUGAAGGACGUGCAGCCCUACCUGUACAAGAUCUCCUACCAGAUCACGGACUCCCUGGGCACCUCGGUCACCACCACCAUGCGCCGGCUCAUCAAGGACACGCUGGCGCUGUAGGGCUGGGGUCACCCCGGCAGGGUCACCCCGGCUGGUGGCACCUCCUGGGGGCAAGAGGCUCUGCUUGGAUCCCCUUCUCCACCUCCGGAAAGCCUCUGGAAGGAGCUGGGCUCAGCCUGGCCUGUAAUUGGGGGUUGCUGCUCCUUGGUCUUGUCCGUCCUGGAGAACCGGCUCGGCAGCUCUGGCCUGGCUGAUGACGGGGGUGAGUCCUCGGGGCACGUGUGGCACCGGCUUGGCGUGGCACUGGGGCCUGGCACAGGGGUGCUGGGG
Manacus vitellinus (golden-collared manakin) is the source of this 1185-nucleotide messenger RNA. RefSeq names its product autophagy related 101 (gene ATG101). Gene Ontology annotation, cellular component: nucleus; phagophore assembly site. The coding region runs from base 1 to 915 and encodes 304 amino acids. Gene Ontology annotation, biological process: autophagosome assembly; regulation of DNA-templated transcription; autophagy. The transcript is spliced from 4 exons. The record is from RefSeq and is a predicted model, not a curated record. Gene Ontology annotation, molecular function: nuclear receptor activity; DNA binding. NCBI's taxonomy places the organism in Eukaryota, Metazoa, Chordata, Aves, Passeriformes, Pipridae.